Paramuricea clavata is the source of this 752-nucleotide messenger RNA. The record is from the annotation of a GenBank genome assembly. NCBI's taxonomy places the organism in Eukaryota, Metazoa, Cnidaria, Anthozoa, Malacalcyonacea, Plexauridae.
AUGGCUACCGCAAGUAGUGACUCAGAAUCAGACAACGAAAUAUUCCAAGCCACACUUAAGGUAGAGGAAGCCGCAAAACCGCUACCAAAGAAAUCACCUAACGCUAAAAAGAAGGAGAAACUUAUCGAACUAUCAAACGAUAGCCUCGUAGAUAAACCCGCAAAUUUCAUAAGGAAAGCCAACAAAAGUGUUGUCGAUAAAAUGUAUGACGAAUAUGAAAACCAAAGGAUGUCAUAUGCAAGUGACUUCGUUUCGGAUCUUAUCAUUUCAAAGUUUCGCUAGUCCUAGGAAGUCUCAAUGCAGUGGAAUCAGCAGAGAAACUAUCAGAGGAACUGCUCAACGACAAACUUUUGAAGGACGACGUAGCAUACCUCACCCGAUCGAUAUCCCCUCACAUUCCAUUCAUAGGACUCAUUUCAGGGGGAUGUACAACAGCAAAGCAUGUGGUUGCUCACAAAUGGAAAAAGGAAGAGGAACCACCUAAGGAAACAGCAGUGAUACCCAAAGAUUAAACAUGACCUGUUUCAUACAGAAUGCCCCAAUUGGGAGAACCGUUCGUGUGGGGUAACCCAUGGGAAGGAACUGAAUUUGAAGACAUUAUUGAGGAACUCAUUGAGAAGACAAAUAGCAACCGGGAAAAGCUCAGCAAACUGGAAAAUGAAAUUGAGAGCAUUCAGUACGACCUAAAAGCAUUCACAGAGGACACCAUUAGAAUUGUCAGCAAUAUUUACAAAAAACUUUCAGAACUAUAG